Hypoxylon trugodes is the source of this 1067-nucleotide messenger RNA. RefSeq lists its product as uncharacterized. Bases 404 to 1003 code for a protein of 199 amino acids. NCBI's taxonomy places the organism in Eukaryota, Fungi, Ascomycota, Sordariomycetes, Xylariales, Hypoxylaceae. The record is from RefSeq and is a predicted model, not a curated record. The transcript has a single exon.
AUAAACGAUUCCUUCCAUUAUGCUUGAAUCCCCAAAGACAAUGUCGCAAGACGACAACACACCCGAACAAUUGGUUUAUAUCUAGCUCGAUGACAAUAAAGAUGAUACAAUACCCUGUUAAGAUGAACAAUUUGGUAUUAGGUCGCGUGAAUCAAUGCCUUUCAAUUCAAAACAAAAGAACUAAGACGAGUCGAUAACAAACGAUACAAUGGAUUGACGUCGCCGUCGUAAAGUAUAUAAGAACGGAGCUCGGACCGAAGUCCAUCGAAGAGAAGAUUGGAUAAACAAGUUCAACAGUAAAACUAUUAGGUAUACAUCCUCAGGUAGGUUGUCAUCGCUAAUAAUCACAGUCAAACUCCCCUUCUUCCAAGUAUAUAUAAAGCAUACUCGCCACAAGCCAAAGAUGUGUUGGUCGUACAUUCUCGUCUACGUCUGCGGGCACUGCUCGGAGAACAACCUUCCCCUGGACGAAGCGACUAAAGUCGUUCUGCCAGGCGAGCUAGAUACUGUUACGGGGCUCCUCAACCUUGAAGGUUCGAUUUGUCCCCUGCGCGGCGUCCCGCCAGAUGAGAACGGUGUACGCCCACAGGUCUCGCCCCUGAGUUGCACGGCUCACUGCGCAAGGGUGCCGCUUCUACGACCCGUUGACGAGACGCUCAGCGCGCUCCUCGCACCAUACGUUGAGCAGAGCGGCGGCUAUUUAUAUAGCCCACCGGUCCUCCGUCAAUGGGUAUGCCCCAAGCAUCGACAGUAUUACAAGGUGCUUGGGUCCGAUUUAGAGGGUGCCCACAUGGUAAAACAGUGCGAGUUUUUCGACCAGCCAGCAGAUAUUGACGCAAACUGCAACGUGGCGAAGACUCCUACUGGCUAUAACCCGGAGAUUGACCUUGACAUUAAUCGCUACCCGUGGAAUUUUCCGCUUGAUGAUCUCGAGAUGCAAGAGCUACGACGGCAAGUGUUGGAAGAGGGAGAGAUUGAGGAGGGAGAAGUAGAGGAGGCUUAAGAGAUGGUAGAGGAUGUUGGACAGGGAGUGCUUGAUCAACUGAAACCUGAAGAUAUGGAUGACG